This is a messenger RNA of Ustilaginoidea virens, 612 nucleotides long. RefSeq lists its product as uncharacterized. Lineage: Eukaryota; Fungi; Ascomycota; Sordariomycetes; Hypocreales; Clavicipitaceae. The transcript is spliced from 3 exons. The record is from RefSeq and is a predicted model, not a curated record. Gene Ontology annotation, molecular function: GTPase activity; GTP binding. The coding region runs from base 1 to 612 and encodes 203 amino acids. Gene Ontology annotation, cellular component: plasma membrane; endosome. Gene Ontology annotation, biological process: protein secretion; regulation of exocytosis; protein localization to plasma membrane.
AUGCCGAGCCAUCGUAACUACGAUUUCCUGAUCAAGCUGCUGCUAAUAGGCGACUCUGGCGUUGGCAAGUCCUGCUGUCUGCUGCGCUUCAGCGAAGAUUCCUUCACCCCAUCCUUCAUCACCACCAUCGGUAUCGACUUCAAGAUCCGAACCAUUGAACUCGACGGCAAGCGUGUCAAGUUGCAGAUUUGGGAUACCGCUGGUCAGGAGCGGUUCCGCACCAUCACCACUGCCUACUACCGCGGUGCCAUGGGCAUUCUGCUGGUCUACGACGUAACCGACGAGCGAUCAUUCAACAAUAUCCGAACAUGGUUUCAAAACGUCGAGCAACACGCUACCGAAGGUGUCAACAAGAUCCUGAUUGGCAACAAGUGCGAUUGGGAAGAUAAGCGCGUGAUAUCGACAGAACAAGGCCAGGCCCUUGCAGACGAGCUGGGCAUCCCGUUCCUCGAGGUUUCGGCAAAGAGCAACAUCAACAUUGACAAGGCAUUCUACAGCCUGGCCGCAGAUAUCAAGAAGCGACUCAUCGACAACUCCAAGAACGACCAAGCGGCUGGCACCGGCGUCAAUGUCGGGGAUAAGACCGAGGGUGGUGCCAGCAAGUGCUGUUAA